Messenger RNA from Centropristis striata (black sea bass), 3461 nucleotides. RefSeq names its product solute carrier family 5 member 6a (gene slc5a6a). Gene Ontology annotation, cellular component: membrane. The record is from RefSeq and is a predicted model, not a curated record. Bases 481 to 2406 code for a protein of 641 amino acids. Gene Ontology annotation, molecular function: sodium-dependent multivitamin transmembrane transporter activity. NCBI's taxonomy places the organism in Eukaryota, Metazoa, Chordata, Actinopteri, Perciformes, Serranidae. The transcript has 18 exons. Gene Ontology annotation, biological process: biotin transport; sodium ion transport; pantothenate transmembrane transport.
AAGGUCCGCACCGGCCGCUACCGGCUUCAUUCACAUCACGUUCACACGAAGAGCAUUAGAAGGCGCCGCUGUUACCGAGGUAACCGGCAGUUCCCUGGUAGUCUCACGUUGGUGCACGCGGUAGCAGAAGAAAGUUUGGAUUGGGCAACAGGACCAUGUGGAAGCAGUGACGGGUUAACUUGACAUGUCGAACAGGACCGUGGUUUGAGGUUGUGUUGAAGAUACUUGCCUCCGCUGAGCCUUCAGUCUGAGCUUGAACUCAGCCUAAUGGACCUAAUGGAUGCCGCUGCUACCUGGAUGAACAUCUGAAGCAGCGUCACUUCCCUGGGCCUCCACCUCCUCCUGCGUGGCUGUUCCUCCAGCUCUCAGCAAGUCUCCAUAUGGGUCAACUGCCUUCUCAGACAUUGUGAUCAGCCCCAGAGGCCGUGCUCCAAGCAGCCUUCACUCUCUUGACCCCCCGUACACACAUCCACCGUCAUCAUGGGGGAGGUAGUCCAAAUGCACUUCACCACGGUGGACUACGUCAUCUUUGCCUUGCUGUUGGUGGCCUCAGCUGGCAUCGGCCUCUUCUACGCCUUCUCUGGUGGCCGCCAGCGCACGACACAGGAGUUCCUGAUGGCUGACCGCUCCAUGAGCUGCCUGCCUGUGUCUCUGUCCCUGCUGGCCACUUUCCAGUCGGCUGUAGCCAUCCUGGGUGCCCCGUCUGAGGUGUACACUUUUGGGACUCAGUACUGGUUCCUGGGCUGCUCUUACUUCUUGGGCCUGCUCAUCCCAGCUCAUGUUUUCAUCCCAGUCUUCUACAGACUACGGCUGUCCAGCACUUAUGAGUAUCUGGAGCUGCGCUUUAACAAGACGGUUCGCAUAUGUGGGACUGUGACCUUCAUCUUUCAGAUGGUCAUUUAUAUGGGCGUGGUCCUGUACGCCCCAGCGUUGGCACUGAAUGCAGUGACAGGUUUUGACCUAUGGGGGGCAGUGCUGGCCAUGGGGCUGGUGUGCACUUUAUAUACUGCUCUCGGGGGCCUGAAGGCGGUGAUCUGGACUGACGUGUUCCAGACGAUAGUAAUGUUUGCGGGCCAGCUGGCGGUCAUUGUGGUGGGGGCGAGUCAGGCAGGAGGCAUGGCGGAGGUGUGGAGGAAAGCAAUGAACGGCAGCCGCAUCGCUGGACUGGAUCUGAACCCAGACCCUCUGGAGCGCCACACCUUCUGGACCCUGGGUGUGGGAGGAGUCUUCCUCAUGUUGGCUCUGUACGGCGUCAACCAGGCCCAGGUCCAGAGAUACCUCAGCUCCCGUACGGAGAAAGAAGCAGUCAUGUCCUGCUAUGUAGUUUUCCCAUGCCAGCAGAUCGUCUUGUGUCUGGGUUGUCUGAUGGGUCUGGUCAUGUUUGCUCGCUAUGGAGAGGACAGCCCUCUGGACAAGGGCUAUGUCAAAACUAAUGACCAGAUGGUGCUGUACUUUGUGAUGGACGUGUUCAAGGAUCUGCCCGGGCUCGCAGGACUCUUUGUGGCCUGCCUCUUCAGUGGAGCUCUCAGCACCAUCUCCUCAGCCUUUAACUCCCUAGCAACAGUAACCAUGGAGGACCUGAUUAAACCUCAUUUUCCAAACAUGACUGAUGCUAAAGCCACACUGCUGUCCAAGGGACUCGCUCUGGUCUAUGGCCUGGUGUGUCUGGCUAUGGCCUACCUGGCCUCUAUAAUGGGAUCUGUGCUGCAGGCAGCCUUCAGUAUCUUUGGGAUGGUGGGGGGUCCUCUGCUGGGCCUCUUCUGUCUGGGAAUGUUCUUCCCAUGGGCAAACUCAACUGGUGCAGUGGUGGGGCUAGCAGCAGGUCUUGCCAUGGCCUUCUGGAUCGGCAUUGGUAGCUUUGUGAUGCGUAUGUCUUCCAUCCCAGUGCCAACACUCAACACCACUGCUCUGCCCCUGUUUGACAACAUGACCACCACUGUCAUGACUACACUGGUCACCACAGCCAAGCCAAGGCCGUCAGGGGUGGAGGCCCUCUACUCGUUGUCCUACAUGUGGUACAGCGCUCACAACUCCACCACUGUGGUGGUGGUGGGACUGAUAGUCAGCUUUCUAACAGGACCUAUGAAGGAGAAGGACCUGACCCCCGGCACAGUGUAUCCAGUCCUGGGCACGCUGCUCUUCUUCCUGCCUGAGCGCUACAGAGAGAAGCUCUGCUGUGUCACUCCUCUGUCCACUCCUCACAAGCCUAAAGAAGUCGACACACAGUCUUAUCAGAUGGCCAAGAAACAAGACAACGGAGCAGCUUACUGCAAAGAGGACACAGUGACCGAGGACAAGGAGAUGGAGAGUGACAGAGCACAAACAGACGAGGAAGAAUUGGACACGAGGAUUGCGCUGCCCUCAUGUCACCUGGCGGCCCACUCGGUUCAGGAGACAGCCUUGUGAUCCGUCUUGUCACAUUAUGUUUUAUUGCUACCUGCUCACACUUUUUUCUUUUAAAAAAAAAACAACGGCUGGAACUUUGCAUUCUAAGCUCAAAUGACAGUCAAAGAAAAAAUGAGUCAGUUGAUCUCCGUUGGCAACGCACACACACACACGCACACACACACACGCACACAUUGGCUCGUGUCUGUCCUGAUGUGUGCAGUUUAAAAAUAAUGAGUGGGUGCACAAUGCUCUCGUGCACAAUGAGCCGCUGCUGGAUCCCGUCUUUCUGUUAGACAAAAGAAUCAGGUAGUUGAUAAUUAUGAGAUGUAAAUCAUGUAAAACAAGAUGUAUUAUUUUUGUAGAGAAGACGGAGCCAUAAAAUCCCAGAAUACGUUUAAGAGAAAAUAAAUAAGAAGUUAAAUGGAAGGCAUGACAGUACUGUGAUGGUGUAGUGUCUAUGGUCACCUUCUAGCUGCUACUAAAGAUAUGAAAACACAAGUCCACACAAGCAAAGCAGGUCAUUUAGACACAACGCAGUCAAUCCGGACGCUGUCUCUUCGUUUUUUCUAAAAGGAGGUUAAUAUUGUCCACCGUUUUCAUCCUUUUCAGAGCUUCAUGGAGCUUCCCAGCCCCAUGAAGCUCUAAAGUGCCUCACUGACUGAAUGUUGUCUGAGCUGGUAUUAACAUGUCUGCUUUUCAUUAGCUUUCUAUGUUUUACAGUCCAAGUGGCCGUCAACAUAGAAGCCACAUGUCUGCAUCCGGUAAGACCGCCCUGGGUAAAUGACUGUACUUAUAUAGCACUUUUAUCCAAAGCGCUUUACACUACAGACUGCGCUCAUUCUGGUGGCAAGGGACAAACAGCCACCUGCCACCAGUGGGAAUUCAUUCACACACCGAUGAACACAGCAUCGGUGGGCAAUUUUUGGGUUAAGUAUCUUGCCCAAGGAUACUUCGACAUGUAGGCUGCCAUGGUCAGGGAUCGAACCACCGACCUUCCGAUCAACCGGUGACCGAUCUACCAACUGAUCCACACCACUGCUCUGAACCACUGAGACAAUUCCACUAGACGUUAA